AUGGAGAUUCAUUUCCAGCAGAAUGAUACUACAAGUGCUCCAAUGGUGAGCAAAACAAGCAAAGGCAGGGGAAGAAGCAGAGUUAUGAACUGCAACACUGACAGCAAUAACAAGUUUGUUGGAGUCAGGCAGAGGCCAUCAGGGAGAUGGGUGGCUGAGAUAAAGGACACAACUAAGAAGAUCAGGAUGUGGCUAGGCACAUUCGAGACAGCCGAGGAAGCUGCAAGAGCUUACGACGAAGCUGCCACCCUUCUCCGUGGCUCAAAUACUCGUACCAAUUUCAUCACUCAUGUCUCCUUUGACUCCCCACUUGCUUCCAGGAUCAGAAACCUGCUGGAAAAGAAGAAAUCCAAGAAGCUUCAGGCGCAAGAAAGUCCUCUUCUUGCUCAAUUACCCACCACCACCCCCACCAAACCCUUACCACCACUUCCACCACCUACAACAACCAGCACCAGCAGCAUAACAACAAGCAGCAGCUGCAGCAUGAGUGAUGACAAUUCGAGCAGUAGCGAGGCAGUGAUUCCUGAUACGAGGUUGUUUGAUGAUGUGUACAAGCCCGAUUUGAGCACCUGCAAUGGGGGGUUGCAGCUUGAUUCGACUUCUCCUCCUUCUGAUCUAAUGUCAUGGAGCUUUGCCCCUGAUCAUCACAAUGGAUAUGAUCACAGCAGGUUUCAAUUUACAGCUUCCAAUGAAAUUGAUUUGGAGUUUCCCAGGAACCAGAACUGCAGCAGUACAGCAGCAGCAGCAUUUGGGACAAGUGAUCAUGAGCAGCUGCAGUUCUCCGAGUUCGAUCGGAUGAAAGUGGAGAGACAGAUUUCAGCCUCUUUAUAUGCAAUUAGUGGUGUUCAUGAGUACAUGGAAACUAUGAGAGACCCAAGUGAUGGUUUAUGGGAUCUCCCUCCAUUGUUCUGCUAA
Linum tenue is the source of this 915-nucleotide messenger RNA. NCBI's taxonomy places the organism in Eukaryota, Viridiplantae, Streptophyta, Magnoliopsida, Malpighiales, Linaceae. The record is from the annotation of a GenBank genome assembly.